AUCUGGCUAAAGAGCUCACAUUCCCACUUGUGAUGUCUGUUUUCAAUAACUCUGAGGUCCAGCUUUUUCUUCUGAUUGGAAUCCCAGGCCUGGAACAUGCCUACCUCUGGAUCGCCAUUCCCAUCUGCCUCAUGUACACGGUUGCCAUCAUGGGAAACAGCACCAUCCUUUUUAUCAUAAAGACAGAGCCCUCACUUCACGAGCCCAUGUAUUAUUUCCUUGCCAUGUUGGCCACCUCUGACCUGGGUCUGUCCUUUUCCUCCCUCCCUAUUAUGCUGAGAAUCUUCUUGUUCAAUGCCAUGGGAAUUUCACCCAAUGCCUGUUUUGCUCAAGAAUUCUUCAUCCAUGGAUUCACCGUCAUGGAAUCCUCCGUACUUCUAGUUAUGUCUUUGGAUCGCUAUCUUGCCAUUCACAAUCCCCUGAGAUAUAGUUCUCUUCUCACUAGCAAAAGAGUUGCUAAAAUGGGACUGAUCUUAGCCAUCAGGAGCAUUCUCUUAGUGCUUCCAUUCCCAUUCACUCUGAAGAGAUUAAAAUAUUGUCAGAAGAAUCUCCUUUCUCACUCAUACUGUCUUCAUCAGGAUACCAUGAAGCUGGCCUGCUCUGACAACAAGAUCAACGUUAUCUAUGGCUUCUUUGUUGCUCUCUGUACCAUGCUGGACUUGGCAUUAAUUGUUCUGUCUUACAUGCUUAUCUUGAAGACCGUACUCAGCAUUGCAUCUCUGGCAGAGAGACUCAAGGCCCUGAAUACCUGUGUCUCCCAUAUCUGUGCUGUGCUUAUUUUCUAUGUACCCAUCAUCACCCUGGCUGCCAUGCACCGCUUUGCCAAGCACAAAAGCCCCCUCAUUGUAAUCCUUAUUGCAGAUACAUUCUUGUUGUUGCCUCCCUUAAUGAACCCCAUUGUAUAUUGUGUAAAGACUCGACAAAUCCGAGAGGUCCUGGGGAAAUUGUUUAGCAUAGGUAGGAGAUAAGAACUUGAAUAUUGAGG
This is a messenger RNA of Rhinolophus ferrumequinum (greater horseshoe bat), 985 nucleotides long. RefSeq names its product olfactory receptor 51A7. Gene Ontology annotation, molecular function: olfactory receptor activity; G protein-coupled receptor activity. The coding region runs from base 33 to 968 and encodes 311 amino acids. Gene Ontology annotation, cellular component: membrane. Lineage: Eukaryota; Metazoa; Chordata; Mammalia; Chiroptera; Rhinolophidae. Gene Ontology annotation, biological process: G protein-coupled receptor signaling pathway. The record is from RefSeq and is a predicted model, not a curated record. The transcript has a single exon.